Molecule: messenger RNA, 1863 nt
Organism: Malus domestica (apple)
Lineage: Eukaryota; Viridiplantae; Streptophyta; Magnoliopsida; Rosales; Rosaceae
Product: lecithin-cholesterol acyltransferase-like 4
Biological process (GO): lipid metabolic process
Molecular function (GO): glycerophospholipase activity
Source: RefSeq, a predicted model, not a curated record
CGUCAUCGUCUUCCGUACUAAUCGCGGAAUUGCGUGCCGUCCUAACGCUUUGCUAUCUUCAGAGCUUCGCGACUCGGGAGCCGUAAAUUUCCCAAGUUUCAUCAAAUUUCCAGCUCCAGUUGAAAAAUUCGACCUCUGAACAAAUCGAAAUUCGAAAUUUAGGGCUUUGAUUGGGGAAAUGGCGAUGCUUUUGGAGGAUAUUCUGAAGUCGGUGGAGCUCUGGUUAAAGCUAUCAAGAAGACCCACCCAGCCUUACGUGGACCCCAAUCUCGAUCCGGUUCUUCUAGUUCCGGGCAUCGCCGGUUCGGUCUUGAACGCCGUCGAUGAAGAGAGUGGUGCGGAGGAGCGCGUUUGGGUUCGAAUCCUCGGUGCUGACUACAUGUUCCGGACCAAGCUUUGGUCUCGUUUCGAUCCUUCAACAGGCAAAACUGUGUCUUUGGAUCCAAACACAAGGAUAGUGGUUCCUGAAGGUAGAUAUGGACUUGAGGCAAUCGACGCCUUGGACCCUGACAUGGUCAUUGGACAGGAGUGUGUAUAUUAUUUCCAUGACAUGAUUGUUGAAUUGACCAAGUGGGGUUUCCAAGAGGGAACGACACUUUUUGGGUUUGGUUAUGAUUUCCGCCAAAGCAACAGGUUGCAGGAGACAUUGCAUCGCUUAGCUGCAAAACUAGAGGCAGUGUAUAAUGCUUCUGGAGGGAAAAAGAUAACCAUCAUAACUCAUUCUAUGGGGGGCCUUCUAGUGAAAUGUUUCAUGUGCUUGCAUAGUGAUGUUUUUGAGAAAUAUGUGAACAAGUGGAUUGCAAUUGCUGCACCAUUCCAGGGUGCACCUGGAUAUGUUACUUCUACCUUUUUAAAUGGAAUGUCAUUUGUUGACGGGUGGGAACAGAAUUUUUUUAUAUCAAAAUGGAGCAUGCACCAACUGCUUAUUGAGUGCCCAUCAAUAUAUGAAUUGAUGGCUUGUCUUGAUUUUCAAUGGGAACAUCCUCCGCUUUUGGAAAUGUGGAGAGGUAGGCCAGAUGGUGAUGAGAGAUCUCAAAUUAUGCUAGAGUCUUACCCCCUGGUAGAGAGCGUCCAGAUUUUUAAGGAGGCUCUUGCAAAUAAUACGGUCAAUUAUAACGUUGAAGAUAUUCCCCUACCAUUUAAUAUGGAAAUCUUGAAAUGGGCUAAUGAAACACGCAAGAUUAUAUCUCGGGCGAAACUUCCUCCUCAAGUUAAAUUCUACAACAUAUAUGGGAUGAAUCUCGAGACACCUCAUAGUGUUUGCUAUGGAAACGAGGAAACACCGGUCACAGAUCUACAACAGCUACGCUAUUUCCAGCCUACGUAUGUAUGCGUCGACGGUGAUGGGACAGUUCCGGUAGAAUCAGCUAAGGCAGAUGGUCUCGAUGCUGUAGCAAGGGUUGGAGUCCCUGGCGAGCACCGAGGAAUUCUUUGCGAGCGCCAUGUGUUCCGGAUACUCAAGCACUGGUUGAAGGUGGACCAUGACCCGUACUACAACCCGGUAAACGACUACGUGAUUCUACCCACUGCAUUCGAAAUGGAGAGGCACAGAGAGAAUGGUCGAGAAGUAACAUCUGUAAAAGAGGAGUGGGAAAUCAUCUCCGAAUGCCAAGACGCCGAUGAAAAGCCUGUGGUGAGUUCCGUAUCGGUUUCGGACGCCGGAGCAGAGGCCUGCGCAACUCUCACUGUUCACCCUCGGAACGAGGGAAAGCAACAUGUGGAGCUGAAUGCUCGAAGCGUCUCGGUCGAUGCAUGAAUAUAAGAACAGAGGUGCAUUGGAUAUUGCAGGUGCCUUUGUAUAUAAAACAAGAUCAUAAAUUAUAAUUAAUCCUCAAAAAUAAUUUUAAUUAGAAGUUAAACAUC